UCGGCGCGAAAAGUCAGCUGGGAAUCUCCAAGUUGGUGGAUUUUAAGUUUCUGAAUAAUCUGAAUUUGCAUCUAGGUACUGUGCUUUGAUUUCUAACAGGAUGACCUCGGAAGAGAGUUCUGCCCUUUCGGAAGUUUUCACCAAACUUCCUGGCAGAAGAAAACAGUGCCGCAUCCUGCUUGACUUCUUCACCACGGACGGUUACCUUCCUCCCAACAUUUACAUCCACGGAAACUCUGCCACCGGAAAGACAAUUACAGUAGCAUCGCUUUUGGAACAUUUAGGAAUUUCAAACGUGCAGUUGAGCUGCGUUGAAUUUGACACUCCUGCCCUCCUCUCAUCCCAAGUUGCGACAAAAUUUAGAGAGUACGUGGAAGGCAGUAAUCAAUCAAACUGUUCUAAUCUGAUGGACCUGGUGGAAGUGAUGCAGACGGCCGACUUCAAAGAUCCCUUCAUAAUUGUUCUGGACCGAGCUGAGAGGUUGAGGGAGAUGCCUUCGACUGUGAUUCCCGCUUUGCUGAAACUGCAAGAGUUGAGCGGGAUGAACGUGUGCGUUGUACUUGUCAGUGAUCUGCCCUGGGAAAGGUUUUACCAUGGGAAAAUGCGCUUCUGCAAACCGGCUUUUGACCUCUUCUUCCCUCAGUACUCUAAAAGUGAGUGCAUCGAGAUUAUUCGGGAAAAAAGGCCUGAGGAGGUGGACGACGCCCUGUACUUCUCCUACGUCUCCAUUCUGCUCAGGGUUCUCUACAGGUUCUGCAGGGACCUCAAUGAACUGCUCUACAUGGCUGACCAGCACUUUGUUCUGGUGAAGGAUCUAAACAACGACCAGCGCACAAUCUGGACCACCCUGCAGCCGCACCUGAAAGCGGCCACCCAGAGGGUCCACCUGCGCCAGGGUCUGCAACCUGUUGAUGUGAAAAGUUCAAACGCACUGAUCUCAGCAGUGACGGCGAUGGAGCUGCCUUACUAUGCCAAGUUCCUGCUGAUGGCCGCCUUCCUGGCCUCGUUCAACUCGCCCAAGCACGACCGGCGCCUCUUUGCCAAACACCACGGCAUGCAAAGGAAAAAGGCCGUUGUGCAGAAAAAGACAGUCAAGAGGAGCAGUUUGAUUGUCGGACCAAAACCUUUUAACUUCGAGAGACUGACCGCCAUUUUCCAUUCGAUUGCAGACACCCCCUACCUCAUCACAACCAACCUUUGUGCUCAGUUGGCUACUUUGGUCAAUUUGCAACUCAUCACCAAAGUUGGCUUCUCGGGGCUCAACGACCCCAAGUACAAGUGCGCUGUUGGAUUUGAAUUUAUCAAAGCUGUUGGAAGGACUGUGGACUUCAACGUGCAGAGCUACAUCAUGGAGGAAUACUAAAGUUUAAAGGACUCAAAAUUUUCAAGUAUUUAUUAAUUGCUACGCUUAUUACUAUUUUAUUUAAAAAUCCAAGAUCUCGUGAGAUAUUAAUUA
Messenger RNA from Neocloeon triangulifer, 1456 nucleotides. RefSeq names its product origin recognition complex subunit 5 (gene Orc5). Gene Ontology annotation, cellular component: nuclear origin of replication recognition complex; nucleus. The record is from RefSeq and is a predicted model, not a curated record. Bases 101 to 1363 code for a protein of 420 amino acids. The transcript is spliced from 9 exons. Gene Ontology annotation, molecular function: DNA replication origin binding. Gene Ontology annotation, biological process: DNA replication initiation; DNA replication. Lineage: Eukaryota; Metazoa; Arthropoda; Insecta; Ephemeroptera; Baetidae.